CAGGUGUGCUGAGGACCCAGCCUGCGGAUCCCCGGGACGGCAUCUGUGGGACCUGCUGUUAGUGGAAAUAGCACGUGCUGACCGGAAUGUGAGUGCUGACCGGAACGCGAGUGCCGACCGGAACGAAUAAAAUGGAGGCAGAGUCGAGCAGAUUUGAAAUCCGCACGCCGGUUCUUGCCAAGAAAAAGAAAAAGAAAAAGCAUUGCACGUCCAAGGAGGGCCAUCAGAAGCAUUGCCGUGAAAGGCUCGGCGACUCGGCCCUGGCGAGCGGGCAGCCCGAGCUAACCAAGAGCAAGAAGCGGAGACAGGAUUCCGACCGUCUCCUUUCUCCUCCUCUGAAGAAAUCCAGAGUCUGGGAGGGGACUGAGGAGGCCGCCCCUAGAACCAAAAAACAUAAAAGGAAAAAAACCAGCGCUUUAGGGGCGGGCGAGGAAGCAAGUGCCGCACAGGGCCCUGUGGACAAAGAAAAUGUCGGGGACACACGGAGGAGUUUCAGGGAGGGUGUCGAUUCCGUCUGCGCUGGUGAGAACAAGGGGAGAAAGCAGGCAGCCCGGGAGCGGGACGUGGAUUCUGUCUGUGCUGGAGAGAACAAGGGGAGAAAGAAGGCAGCCCGGGAGCGGGACGAGGAUUCCGUCUGCGCUGGUGAGAACAAGGGGAGAAAGAAGGCAGCCCGGGAGCGGGACGAGGAUUCCGUCUGCGCUGGUGAGAACAAGAGGAAAAAGAAGGCAGCCCGGGAGCGGGAUGAGGAUUCCGUCUGCGCUGGAGAGAACAAGGGGAGAAAGCAGGCAGCCCGGGAGCGGGACGAGGAUUCCGUCUGCGCUGGUGAGGACAAGGGGAGAAAGAAGGCAGCCCGGGAGCGGGACGAGGAUUCCGUCUGCGCUGGAGAGAACAAGGGGAGAAAGCAGGCAGCCCGGGAGCGGGACGAGGAUUCCGUCUGCGCUGGUGAGAACAAGGGGAGAAAGAAGGCAGCCCGGGAGCGGGACGAGGAUUCCGUCUGCGCUGGUGAGAACAAGAGGAGAAAGAAGGCAGCCCGGGAGCGGGACGAGGAUUCCGUCUGCGCUGGUGAGAACAAGGAGAGAAAGAAGGCAGCCCGGGAGCGGGACGAGGAUUCCGUCUGCGCUGGUGAGAACAAGGAGAGAAAGAAGGCAGCCCGGGAGCGGGACGAGGAUUCCGUCUGCGCUGGUGAGAACAAGGAGAGAAAGAAGGCAGCCCGGGAGCGGGACGAGGAUUCCGUCUGUGCUGGUGAGAACAAGGGGAGAAAGAAGGCAGCCCGGGAGCGGGACGAGGAUUCCAUCUGCGCUGGUGAGAACAAGGGGAGAAAGAAGGCAGCCCGGGAGCGGGACGAGGAUUCCGUCUGCGCUGGAGAGAACAAGGGGAGAAAGAAGGCAGCCCGGGAGCGGGACGAGGAUUCUGUCUGCACUGGAGAGAACAAGGGGAGAAAGCAGGCAGCCCGGGAGCGGGACGAGGAUUCCGUCUGCGCUGGUGAGAACAAGGGGAGAAAGCAGGCAGCCCGGGAGCGGGACGAGGAUUCCGUCUGCGCUGGAGAGAACAAGGGGAGAAAGAAGGCAGUGUCCGAGCAGGAAGCAGAAGCUCUGUGUGCAGUUCCCCAGGCGCAUGCCCAUCAUCACAAAGUCAGGAGGAAAAAGCAUAAAGACCGUCCCAGGGAAGCUGCUUCCCCCGACACUGGCCAGGGGAGCCGGCACGCGAGCCUCACGCUGCCCCAUGCGGAGUCAGAGGGGCAGGGUGCCCUGUCUCCUGCGAGCGCGGAUGGUGAAGGUGCAGAGCUGCCAGGCUCUGUGAGCAAGCACAGGUCGAAGAAGAGAAAGAAGAAGAAGCGCAGGAACCUGCAGCUGGAGGCACCUGCCGAGCCUGCGCGUCCUGGGGAGGCGUCCCCUGUAAGGCCGAAGAAAGCAGCUGGCAAGGCCGGGACGGCAGAAAACGGUGAUGCCCUUACUGGGGUCCAGGCGCCCAGCAGGGGGAAGAAAAAGUCAAAGAAAAAGCAGCACAGCUCCGAGGGCGGUGCGGCAGCGGCCGGCGACGGGUUUCCACGGCCCACCGGGGACUCUGAGGAGGCGCCGGCUGAGUCCCCCCAGGGUGACGGUGCCACGGGCAGAGGACGUGUGAAACACAGGCCGCGAGAGGAGAAGACCCAGGCCCGCUCCGAAAGGAAACGUGUGGAAGCAGUGCACAGGUUCGAACCUGCAGAUGAAGAGGAAGCUACCUGGGAGCCGGCUGCUGAUCCUGGCGAGAGCUGCUCGCCUGGAGCCGGGAGGGACGCGCGGGACCCCGAGGUGGACCUGGACUACGCCGUGCAGCAGCUCCGAGAGUUCAUUCCCGACAUCCAGCGCAGGGCGCCCGCGACCGUUCAGCGCAUGUACCGGGAUGACCUGGAGCGCUUCCGGGAGUUUAAGGCCCGAGGUGUCGCUAUUAAAUUUGGCAAGUUUUCUGUGAAGGAGAACAAGCAGUUAGAGAAAAACGUGGAGGAAUUUCUGUCGCUGACGGGAAUUGAGAGUGCAGACAAGCUGCUACACGCAGACAGAUACCCAGAGGAGAAGGCCAGGAUCACCAGCUUAAAGAGAAGACACGCGUUCCGAGUGCACAUCGGUAAGGGUAUCGCCCGGCCCUGGAAGCUCGUGUACUACCGAGCAAAGAAGAUGUUCGAUGUCAACAAUUACAAAGGCAGGUACAGCAAAAGAGAUACCGAGAAGCUGAAGAAAUACCACACCCUCCACGGCAACAACUGGAAGAAGAUUGGUGAGAUGGUGUCCCGGAGCAGCCUGUCCGUGGCCCUGAAGUUCUCCCAGAUCAGCAGCCAAAUAAAUCAUGGUGCUUGGAGUAAGACGGAAACCCAGAAACUAAUCAAGGCUGUCAAAGAAGUGAUUCUAAAGAAAAUGUCUCUCCAGGAGUUACAAGAGGUGGAUUCUAAACUCCAGGAAAGUCCUGAAAGGCGCCUGUCAAUUGUUCGGGAAAAGCUCUACAAGGGCAUAUCUUGGGUAGAAGUGGAAGCGAAAGUGGAAACCAGAAAUUGGAUGCAGUGUAAAAGUAAGUGGACCGAGAUCCUAACCAAGAGGAUGAACCAGGGUCAGGACAUUUACCGCGGCGUGAACGCCCUGCAGGCCAAGAUCAAGCUCAUCGAAAGGUUGUAUGAAAUAAAUGUGGAAGAUUCUAAUGAAAUAGACUGGGAAGAUCUUGCUGCUGCCAUAGGCGACGUUCCUCCGUCUUUCGUACAAACGAAAUUUUAUAGGCUGAAGGCCACCUGUGUUCCGUUUUGGCAGAACAAGACUUUCCCAGAGAUCAUCGACUACCUUUACGAGACCAGCCUACCUCUGCUCAAAGGGAAGUUAGAGAAGAAGCUGGCGAGAAAGGGCCAAGAAGCGCAGACGCCCGCGGCCCCCAGGCAGGUGUUCCUGUUCCGAGACAUCUUCUACUACGACGACGACAGUGAGGGGGAAGACCCGGAGGAGCAGGGCUGAGCAGAGGCCGCCGGUCCAGUCCCUGUCCGCAGCCGCGGGUCUCCCGUACGUGCUGUGUCAGCACAGCGACGUUCAGUGUUGGCCUUUGUUAGGAUUAACCUGCACACCGGUCAGAGGAAGGGGUGUGACGUGAUAACUGCCACUGUGGUGCUUUGAAAAUUUACUAGCGUUUUUACUAAUACUUGUUGCAGUGUGAAAAGGAAGAAAAGCCUAUAUUUUUGUAUGAUUUUGUAUGAAAAUAAUUACAACUCAUAGUUUUAUAAAACAAAAAUUGCCUGAUUGCAGCGAAGGGUGGAGUCACGUCUUAGUGUUUCAUUCCGUGCCAGCUCAGCAAAGAUGGGAAAGUUAACCAUUUCAGUGCCGCGCGCCGUUCUGCCUCGUGUUUCCGGUGGUUUCCGUGUGGGUGGGUGUUGGAUGAGCGGUGGUGGCUGGUGUGGACCUGCUGUUCCCUCAGAGCGGUCUCGGUGCCCCGUACCUGUCACGGCACACACGUCUCACCCUCCUCGGCGUGACACCGUGUUCACGGGUGGGUGUUUGUCGCCUAGGACGUCCUGUCCCAGCACGUGACUGAGAAGGUGCUCGCCGGUGCAGCAAACAACAGCCAGCCAGCUGUGCCGCGUGGUGCCAUGGGCGUCUCUACAGAGACAGAAAGCAGUGGGUGCAGGCCAGGGGCGAGAGCAGGGGCGAGCAGGGAGCAGUCGCUCAGUCGACACGUUUCCUUGUGGGUGAGAACCAGACAGGAAGUGGUUGCCCAACCCUGAAUGUGCUACCUGCUCCACAGAUGUCCCCUUUAACGUGGAUACAGCUGUGUUAUGUUCACAUCACUGCAAUAGAAAACAAAGGAAAAAAAGAAAAAAUGUAAGAGAUAAGAAAGAAACCCCACCAAUGUAAUCCACCAUGUUAAUAAGAGGAAGAAUUAGGGGCAGGGCCAGAAAAUGAGCUAUAUUUGAUGAAUUUCAAAUCCAUUCAAUUGGAACAGAAAGUAACUCGUUAACCUAAUAAAAGAUUUCUGAAAAACCUGCAGCAAGUAUUAUUUUUGAAGGCUUACCUAUAUAUUUAUUUGAAAAGUAGAGGAGCAGAGAGAGAGCGCGCGUCCACCCACUGGUCCUUUCCCCAGAUGGCCACAGCAGGCAGGUCUGGGCCAGGCCAAAGCCGGGAGCCAGGAACUCCAGCCUGGUCUCCCGCAUGGGUGGGCGGGGGCCUAAGCCUUUGGGUCAUCACCUGCUUCCUUCCCAGGUUCGUUGGCAGGAAGUCGGGUCAGCAGCAGAGCAGCUGGGGCUCAGACCUGUGCUGUGACGCUGGGAGCCGCCAUCACUCCCCGUGCUGCUCCGCGAGGUCAAGGCGAGCGUUGGCCCAGCAGGUCCGUUGCCACGUGCUGUAUCUGGGUGCCUGGGUUUGAUCCCAGCUCCGGUUCCCGACUCCAGCUUGCUGCUCCUGCAGACCCUGGGAGGCAGCAGCGAGGCUCGAAUGGCUGAGUUCCUGCCGUCCACGUGGGAGACUGGGACUGGGCACCCCGCUCCCCACUUCGGCCCUCGCCUCAGCCUGGCCGUUGCAGGCGUCUGGGGGGUGAACCAGCAGGUGGGAGCUCUCGCUCCCUCUCUGCCUCGCAAGUAAAUAACCCCCAAUGUUUUGGUAUUUAAGUGACAUUCUAAAUUUGUUUUGUUUUAUUUGGAAGAAAGAAAGAUACAGACAUCAUCCAUCCACUGGCUCACCCCCCAAAUGCCUGCUGUACCCAGAGCUGGGCCAGGCUGAGCCAGGAACCUGGAGUUCAACCCCGAGCUCCUGCACAAUGGCAGAAACCCAAGGGCUUGAGCCACCAUCUGCUGCCUCCCCAGGAAGCUGGACUGGAAGUGGAGCAGCUGGGCCUCAAACUGCAGUAUGGGCCGUGGGCGUCCCCUAACCGCCUCCCCAGAGGCCCUAAGGGACACUCAGAAAAGCAUCAGGGAAUUUGUGACUUCAACAAAAAAUAUAAUUUCAUUGUAUAAAAUCUGCAAUACUGACUUGGCAAGCUUUCAUAAAUUAAUAAAU
Molecule: messenger RNA, 5501 nt
Organism: Lepus europaeus (European hare)
Lineage: Eukaryota; Metazoa; Chordata; Mammalia; Lagomorpha; Leporidae
Gene: TTF1
Product: transcription termination factor 1
Exons: 11
Coding region: 132-3473 (1113 amino acids)
Source: RefSeq, a predicted model, not a curated record